This is a messenger RNA of Phymastichus coffea, 924 nucleotides long. RefSeq names its product ferritin light chain, oocyte isoform (gene Fer2LCH). The record is from RefSeq and is a predicted model, not a curated record. Gene Ontology annotation, cellular component: cytoplasm. NCBI's taxonomy places the organism in Eukaryota, Metazoa, Arthropoda, Insecta, Hymenoptera, Eulophidae. Gene Ontology annotation, biological process: intracellular iron ion homeostasis; iron ion transport. Gene Ontology annotation, molecular function: ferric iron binding; ferrous iron binding. Bases 155 to 817 code for a protein of 220 amino acids. The transcript has 3 exons.
CCGGCAACGUGGCCUUCCCCUCCUAUGGCUAUCCGGACGAGGAGCUACGCAGCAAACAAGGCGCAAGCUGAUUUUCUGGUCAUUGUUUAGCACAGCGUCGAAGCGAGAGUAUUCACGCUUUUUGCUAGACACCUAAUUCGUCACUAACGACAAGAUGUUUCUACUAGGAAUUUUCACAACACUACUAAUCUCUGCAUCAGCAGAGUUUUGCUACAAUGAUGUUGAGGCUGCAUGUAGUCCAAAAACAACUUUUACCGAUGAUCCAGUCCUACCAAAUUGUAAUGCAAGGUAUGGAGCCAUUGAAGGUUUGCAGACUGACCUCCAAUCUUAUGCCAAUGGCCAUAUCGAGACCAGCUUCGAGUUCUUAUUGAUGUCAACCCACUUUGGCAAUUACGAAGCAAAUCGUAUUGGGUUCAAGGAUCUCUACAGGAAAAUGUCUGACAAAGCUUGGGAAAAAGCUAUUGACAUCAUCAAGUACAUCACUAAGCGUGGUGGUAGGAUGAAUUUCAACCAAUUACCACACUUCAAGAAGACUGGCAAAGACACUCGUGUUCUCGAAUUGAAUGAACUUCACAGCCUGGCAAAGGCUUUGGACUCGCAGAAACAACUUGCUUCGGAGGCUCUUCGCCUGCAUACCGUCGCCAAGCAACACAACGACGCUGCAAUUGCUCACUACCUUGAAGAAGAAUUCAUGGAAUCACAAUCCGAAGCUGUGCGUACUUUAGCUGGGCACACAUCCGACCUCAAGAAUAUGCUCAAUCGCGACGCCGCUUUGGCAACAUACUUGUUCGACGAGUACCUUCAAAAGAUCUUGUAAUUUUUUUCUUUUUUGUAUAUUAAUAAUUAAUCAUCGUCAAACAACAGACGCUGUACAGAUGAACAAGAAUUUUAAUAUAAGGCAAAUGAUGCCGAUUAAAUAUGUAA